CUCUAGAGUUCCUUUUCAAACUCAAAGACUGUAAUUUUUUAGUGUUACAGAUUUAUUCUUUUGUUGCGGUACAAGUAGUGAAGGUUGUCGUACUCACUGAUGCUUCCUUACAUAAAUCCAAACCAUUUCUAUCAUCACAAUUCACACACAUAACACCACCAAUUCUAAUUCGGAGGCGAUGGAGGAUCAGUUCGAUGUUAUCGUCAUCGGCGCCGGCGUCAUGGGCAGCUCCACCGCCUACCAGACCUCCAAGCGCCGCCUCAAGACCCUCCUCCUCGAGCAGUUCGACUUCCUCCACCACCGCGGCUCCUCCCACGGCGAGUCCCGCACCACCCGCGCCACUUACCCUGAGGACUACUACUCCGGCAUGGUCCUCGAGUCCUCCCGCCUCUGGCGCCAAGCCGAGUCCGAAGCCGGCUACAAAGUCUGCUUCGCCACCCGCCAGCUCGACAUCGGCCCCUCCGACAACAAAGCCCUCCUCGCCGUCGUCGACAGCUGCCGGAAAAAUUCCAUCGCCGUCGCUGUCCUCGGCCGCCGCCAGCUCCUGGAGGAGUUCUCCGGAAUGUUCGACAUUCCGGAGGACUGGAUCGGCGUCGUCACCGAGCACGGCGGCGUCAUCAAGCCCACUAAGGCCGUCGCGAUGUUCCAAACCCUAGCGCUCCGAAACGGCACCGUGCUGAGGGACAACGCCGAAGUUGUUGGUAUAAGCAGGGACGGGAGGACUAACGAGAUCGUCGUGGCCACGGCCGACGGCAUGAGCUAUCGCGGCCGAAAAUGCGUGAUCACGGCGGGGCCGUGGACGCGGAAGCUGGUGAAGAAGGCGAGAGGAAUCGAUCUCCCGAUCCAGCCGUUGGAGACCGCGGUACAUUACUGGAAAGUUAAUGAGGGGCAUGAAGGUAAAUUUACCAUCGAGAGCGGGUUCCCGACGUUCGCCAGCUACGGCGAGCCGUACAUAUACGGCACGCCGUCGCUGGAGUUCCCGGGAUUGUUGAAAAUCCCUGUGCACGCGGGCCGCGCGUGCGAUCCCGAGGAUCGCACGUGGGGGGCACCCCCAGUGCUGGUGGAUGCACUGAGGGCAUGGAUUAAGGGGCGGUUCGGGGAUAUGAUCGACGUGGCAAAGCCAGUGCUAACGCAGUCGUGCAUGUACUCGAUGACGCCCGACGAGGACUUCGUGAUCGAUUUCCUCGGCGGGGAGUUCGGGGAGGACGCCGUGGUGUGCGGCGGGUUCUCCGGACACGGGUUUAAGAUGGCGCCGGUGGUGGGGCGGGUGGCGGCCGAUCUCGUGGAGAGCGGCCGGGCCGAGGGCGUGGAGCUCACGCGCUUUAGUGUGGGGAGGUUUGAUGGAGAGAAUCGUAAUGGGAAUGUUAAGGAUUUUGAUGAUCAAGUCAUGUCCCAUUGAGGAGACUGCACGUUAAUUUUUCCAAGUCAAAUUUGUAUUUGCGAAUUGCAACGUGUAGUUAGUAGUUAGUCGUCGUGUGUGACUCAAAAGCUUCCAAAGAAGUAUGCAAGUGUUGUGUGUUAUGUCACUCUCAUUCCACGUGUCUUUAAUGUCCUAUUGUGUCAUAUUUAUGUGCUGUAUUUCAUUCACUUUUUAUUCUCUCCAACUCAUCA
Salvia hispanica is the source of this 1611-nucleotide messenger RNA. RefSeq names its product FAD-dependent oxidoreductase family protein. Gene Ontology annotation, molecular function: flavin adenine dinucleotide binding; sarcosine oxidase activity. The record is from RefSeq and is a predicted model, not a curated record. NCBI's taxonomy places the organism in Eukaryota, Viridiplantae, Streptophyta, Magnoliopsida, Lamiales, Lamiaceae.